CGACGGGGCGGCGCCAGGCAGACAAUGGGGAAGCGCGGCAGCCAAUGGGCUGGUCGGCGGGGCCGCCUCGAGUAUUUGCAUAGCGGCGCGCCGCGGCCAAUGGCCUUGCGAGCCGCCUGGGCGAGCGCCCUCUCGCUGGGCAGCGCGGAGAGAGCUCCACCCGGCCGGGCUUGGGGCGGCCGCGACGGCUGCCCGGGCGGCCGCUGGUGGCAGCAGCAGCAGCAGCGAGCGGAGAGAAUGGCUGCGGCUGCGUGCGGCUCGUCCGCGGACCGGGAGUCCCCGGAGCCUCCUCCUCCGCCGCCCGGGGAGCCCGCGCCGCCUCCGCCGGCGAGGAAGCGCGGCGGGGAUUCUCGCCGGCGGCAGGCCGCCCUCUUCUUCCUCAACAACAUCUCCCUGGACGGGCGGCCGCCGUGCCUGGCCCCGGGCAAGACGCCGCUGCAGUCUCCGCAGCAGCAGCAGCAGCAGCCGCCUCCGCCGCGCCCGCCGCCUUCGUCCUCCGCCGCGGCCCCCGGGGAGCGGCCCGACGACGAUGCUUUGCCCGCCUCGAGGCUCCUGCUCGCCACCCCGCCGGGGCUGCUGCUGCCCGCCGCCGCCGCUGCCGAGCUGGAUCCUUCCCGCGGGCUGGGCGCCGCCGCCGCCGCCCUCCUGCCCCAGCUCCUGCUGGGCAGCCCGCUCUGCCCCGUGGUGCCCGCCCCGGCCGUCGCAGCCGCAGGGGUCUUGGCGAAGCCGGGCGUCGCCUCCGCGGGGCUGCUGAGCCCCACCCAGAGCAUCGCCGCCGCUGCCGCCGGAGGAGGGUUCCCCUUGGAAGUGCAGAGGCAAAGAACCAAGCACGUAUCUGGAUCACCAAGACAUAAAGGCUUGAAGAAGAUCCACUUCAUCAAGAAUAUGAGGCAGUAUGACACAAGGAACAGCAGGAUAGUAUUAAUUUGUGCUAAACGAAGUUUGUGUGUGGCUUUUUCUAUCAUGCCCUAUGGGGAGAAUUUUCGGAUCAGUGAACUGAGAAUAGAGGGGCAGAAGCAGAGACAUCCUUCUGGUGGCGUUUCAGUCUCUACGGAGAUGGUGCUAGGAAUGGAAGGGGUCGAGCUAGGAGCUGAUGGCAAGGUUGUGUCUUACGCGAAGUUCUUGUAUCCGACAAACGCUCUCGUUGGCCGCAAAAAUGAUGUCCAUGGUCCUGUCCCUGUGUGCCGAGCCUCCGUUCUGCGGAGUACUGGUGGAUCAAGAUACAAAACUGCAACAGCCAAAACAAUACCUUCCACAGCAGAUAUUGGAAAUGAAGUUGGCGAGUUAGCAGAGUACAACCCCAAUCUCCUGGACGAUCCUCAGUGGCCCUGUGGGAAGCACAAACGUGUCCUCAUCUUUGCAUCGUACAUGACCACAGUAAUAGAAUACGUGAAACCAUCGGACCUUAAGAAGGAUAUGAACGAGACCUUUAAAGAGAAGUUUCCUCACAUCAAGCUGACGCUAAGCAAAAUCAGAAGUUUAAAGAGGGAGAUGCGGAACCUGAGUAUGGAAUGCAACCUGGAGCCAGUAACUGUGUCCAUGGCUUACGUUUACUUCGAAAAGCUUGUCCUGCAAGGCAAGCUCAACAAACAGAACCGAAAACUGUGUGCUGGUGCUUGUGUGCUGCUUGCAGCCAAGAUUAGUAGUGAUCUCAGGAAACACGAGGUCAAACACCUUAUAGAUAAGUUAGAAGAAAGAUUCAGAUUCAACAGAAGAGAUCUCAUUGGAUUUGAAUUUACCGUACUUGUGGCUUUGGAACUAGCCCUCUACCUUCCUGACAACCAAGUGUUACCUCACUUCCGACGUCUUACACAGCAAUCCUAGCCAAAGCUGCAUUCUAGCAGAAGUGCCAGUACUUAGACGCUGAUUUUUUGGUGUUGGCCUCUGGUCUUUUCCGGUGCCACAAUAUUGAACAAUGUUGUGCAUAUACCCAACAUGAAGACUGCAGUGGGAUUUUUGUGGAGCUACCAAGAUGGUGCAGACACCACAGAUUCCAUGUGUGAGAAGUGGCAGAAGUGAGACAUUGAACUUUGGACACUAAAGCACAAAUUGUUUGCCGCCAUUUGCCACAAAUGCUGCUGGUCAUAACCUAAUUUACCUUCCCACCCCCCACCCCGUUUUUUCCCCUUGGAUAUAAUCUGUUCUUCCCUUCAAAUACUGCUACUUUUUCAUUUCCUUAAACUUUUACCAUUCUCCCCCCACACCCCUUCCUUGAAUCUAAAAGAGCAUCAUUUCCAUUCCAAAACGUCAUAUGCUUCCAAUAGCAUUUCUGAGAAUUCUUGCAUUUUAAAACCAUGGAAACUUGUCUUCUUUUGCAGGGAGGGGAGGUGGGUGCGGGGCAGAAAGAAAGACGUGCCUAAGACUUAGCUGGGCUGGUACCAGUCAGUCUCUCUCUUGCUCUCUUUUUGUUGCUUAGUGGCAAAUUCUGAACUUAAACAGCAAUUUAUCCUUUUGCCUUUGUUCACCUUGUGCUAUAAGGAAAAGAAUUCCAUUGUACCUCUACUAUCAUUUCCAGAAGAGAUGUAUAUUUGAAAACAAUAUUCUACUAGGUUCAUGAUUUAAAAAACUUUUCUUUUUUAUUGAAACAUUUCCCAAACAUUGCACUUGUUGAUCAAGGCAGCUAUAGCAAAACAAUUUCCAUUUUAUCUUGUCCUUCAGAGUGUGACUGAAGGCCCGUUGAUUUUUAUGGUGGUAAUUUGGUCUUGUAGCUCCCAAAGGUGGCAUCUUUUUUGUCACAGCUUUGCUGUAGGCUAGAAUGAUGAACUGUUUUAUUUAUAAACAAUGUAUUCCAUGUAUUGUCUUUCCUGUGUGCUCUUGACGAGUGUGUGUGUCUCAGCUUGUGCAGCUGUCAUUUUCUAAAUUAAGCCGGUGAGACUAAAUAGGUAUGUCUGACUUCGAUAAUCUUUUGUAAAAAAACAAACAAACAGAAAAAUUGGUUCUUCCAAGCUUCUUGCCACUGUGAUGGUUCUCAUGAACCUGACUUUUCAUUGCACAUUCAGCCAGCCAAACUCAUUGAGGUUAAUAUCCAACACAGUGGCAUUGAUAAAAAUGAUACAACUUCUACCACUGUUAGCCAGGUGUUUUUGGCUUAACCAUCCAGAUGUUGAGGAUGGUUAACUUCUUGGGCUGUGACAGAAAAGUUGACGGCUGCUGAAUUUCUUUUCUAAGCAAUAUUGUGAUACAAGUCAGUGUGUGUGUGUGUGUGUGUGUGAUACUUGCCAGGGAACAAAAUUAAUAUUCUUGGGUGUUGUGAUUUGAUAUGUUCAUAGAUUUAUUUAUUUUUAACUGUGACUUUGGCCAGUUCUAGACAUCAUGCAGAAUGAAAUAGUAGACAAAGGUGGAAGAAUUGUGGACUGUACCAGUGCAGACACAGAAUCACGUUUUCAAGCACACAGUACACCCCAAUGUGUAGUAAACCAGCACACUGGUGAAAAGCCAUGUACAGUAUAAAGCGUUCUUCCUGAUGUGCUCUUUUAUUAAAUACAGGGAGUUUCUCACACAAGAGAUCAUUCAAAGAUUAAUAGCUACCACCACAGCUGCAGUCUGAAGUGGUGUAGUCCACAAUUUUUAAUAUCUCUGCCUGUAGAUUGUCUCUCAAAAAUGGUUAAGUCAAGAGGGCUACAUGACUUCCAGUACCCAGAAUGCCAUAAAUUCUAACUUGGGUAUAUGUAUUGAGUAGCCACAAAAUAAACCAGAGAAGGGGAGAUAGAAUAGCAAAGUUUGGUGCUAGAAACAUUUGAAAAAGGGUGUGCAGUGUUCAAUGCCAAACUCCAGAUAAGAUUAUUGUACAUGAAGAGACCUUCCUUGGCUUUUUGGUUCCUGUUUCUAGCACCUAUGCAUGAAUAUAAAACCAUUUGGAUAAGUAUUUUAGAUAAGGCCAGCUUGACGUCACUGAAAUUGCAGCAAACCUAGUUAAGAACGCUUCUCUGACCAAGGCUUGUGUGUUAAUACAUCUAGCUAUAAUAACACCACUCAUAGUUAUAGCAUCUUUUUGUAUAAUGUAGUACAAGGAGCUAUAUAGCUUACUAACUAGUGCUGUUCAAAAUGUGAGCUGUAGUAUGUUUAUUUCCCAGUAAACUUUGCCAAUGCAGGACAACAUCCUAACUGUUCCCAUGAUAAAGUUUAGAAAUGGCUUCACAGAGUGUUAAAACAUUUAAUCCUCUGCCUGAAACUGAAAGAAUUUGCUUUUUUAAAAACCUAUCAGUCUUGUAUCAUGAACACAAUUGACUUGUAUUAACACACUGUGUUUGAGUUGAAAUAGUUGCCAACUUAUCCCACCCCCCAUCUGAAGCAAUCAUUACCUUGUCCAACCAAAAAUAGGGGUGAUGAGGUGAGAAGUAGAUUGAUUCUUUUGGGAUAUAUUUGAGCUUCUGGAGGCUGUAAAUUUCCAAUAUGACGUAUGUGAAUUUUGGAUAAUGUAUUAUCAUAUAUUUAAUUUGCACAGAAUAUUAUUCAGGCUGUGGGGCAGAAAGAUAAAUUAUUUUACAUGUUUUAAGGCUUGAUCUUCACUCAGAGCAUGUUCAUUGUUCUGAAUACCCAAGGGAAAGUGCAUGGGUGUAUCAGUUCAGUUAGUGAACUGGAUUUAUAAUUCUUCAAAGUAGUGAGUUCUAGGAUGAAGACUGUAGCCUCCAAUCAAGAUCUGGACUCCUUUUUCCUCUCAUCUCUGCACAAAUGUACCUAAAGAUAACAGCUGGCCCAUGUGUUAAGCAAAGGAUUACCAGCACCCUUUUAUCAUAUAUAGGGUAUGUGCUUGUAUUAAGCCUUCAAAGAUGUCCAUGGUCCAGCAUCAUAUACAUAACUCAAGAGAAAUGUUGUUUCAAGGGACCUAAAGAUGAAGAACUGAGUAUCAAAUUGUCCAUUUUGAACUUUGCAAAUUGACUUGUAUGUUGAGAAUCUUAUUGCUGUGACUUAACCUGUAUAGAAACAGUUUGGCUCUUGAAUCCUGUUGUGUAUGUGAAUUGAGGGGUGGGGUGGAAGGGUGCUGUUCACAUUUUCUUACCUUAUCUUUUUUGGUUCAUAUUCUCAAUCAGCUAUGCCUCUUUGUGUUCCUUUUUCAUGCAAAAGCUGCCACUGUGUGGUAAAAAAUAUUAUUACAACCAAACAUAGAUCCACUGUAAAAUCCCAGGCUUUCGUUGGAGAGAGAUACUAGUCUCUUUAACAGUUGAGGUUUAAAUUAUGUAGUCUUAUGUAAAUAAUGGUGCUUGUCUACCUUCAGCCCAAGAAAACACUCUGGACUGAAGUUUGUAUAUUUAUGUAAAUAAUAUUUUUGUGCUGUCGUAAAUUUUAAGUUCCUGCUUUGUAUAUUGUCUGAUUAUGUUCUUCCAAGGAAAUGAAUGGAUUUGUUAAUAAGAUGCUGUGUAAUUGAAUGUUUUGAUACCCAUUUUAUAACCAAGCACACCUGAAGAUACUUCAGGUUAGUGUCAUAAAUAUUCCUUUAAAAAACA
Messenger RNA from Podarcis raffonei (Aeolian wall lizard), 5444 nucleotides. RefSeq names its product Cdk5 and Abl enzyme substrate 2 (gene CABLES2). The record is from RefSeq and is a predicted model, not a curated record. The transcript is spliced from 9 exons. NCBI's taxonomy places the organism in Eukaryota, Metazoa, Chordata, Lepidosauria, Squamata, Lacertidae. Gene Ontology annotation, biological process: regulation of cell cycle. Bases 25 to 1824 code for a protein of 599 amino acids.